Pectinophora gossypiella (pink bollworm) is the source of this 4001-nucleotide messenger RNA. RefSeq lists its product as uncharacterized. The record is from RefSeq and is a predicted model, not a curated record. The transcript has 7 exons. Bases 258 to 863 code for a protein of 201 amino acids. NCBI's taxonomy places the organism in Eukaryota, Metazoa, Arthropoda, Insecta, Lepidoptera, Gelechiidae.
CGGCCGACGACGCAUGCGCGUAAUACCCUAUCGCUCUUUUGUUUACAUUUUACGUUGUUCAGUCGCACUUCGAACGUGGAAUCGCUAAUUUUGUUUUAAAAUAAAAAUAUAAUAGUGCAGUACUAAAUUACUGAAUCCCGAAUAAUAAUAGUGACAGGAAUAGUGUGAGGUGAAGGUUAGUGAUAUUUGGUGGUGUUUUCUUUUGGUGCCGGCGAUUGGAGUAUUUCAGCACGGUGGGGCGGGCCCAAUGCGAUGGGAUGCGCUGCGCGGGAGUCGCGUGGCUGGCCGCGGCGCUAGCGCUGCUCGCCCGCGCGCACUGUGACGUCAUCUUCCGAGUGCCUGAAGUGCUGGUCCGACACGCAGCGGCGCCUAAAGCAGUGGGCACAGGGCGCAGUAACGUGACUCGAUCCAAUGACACGGAGACGUGGAACACCGAGGAUGGGGUGGUUGAGGUCCGCUAUGAAGAAUACUUCGUGGAGCACGAGGUGUCUACAGCCGACGCGCGCCGCGCCGCCAGAGCACUCAACUUGGAUGAUAUACCAGACUCGAGGCCCGGAUGUGGUUCAUGCACUCGUAGAGAAUUAGAGUACUGUGAAACACGUCUGCUGGCUGACCACUGUUGCUGUGAGAGAAGGUUUUUCCCCGAGCCGUUCCCGUGGCUGCCUCACACGUGCUACAUGGGCCGAAGUCGGUGCAAGCCGCUGGCGCAUGAUUGUGCUCGGUACACCCGGUUGAGGGACUGCUGCUGCUACAAGAAGCUCGCUGACCGAUGGAAGGGUAUCCUCUCCAGCUCCACCCGGCUAGGCGUGGGCGGUGUAUCCCUGCUGCUGCUGUCCAUGCUACUAUUUGUGGCGUACCUCUGACACCAGGGGCCGCCGCGCCCGGCCGCCCAACCCGCACAUGUUUAACCACAAUACCAACACAACUGUGAAGGCGAGAAAUCCUUAGAGUUGAUGAAAAUGAUCACUGGACUCCACUCCCCUUCAGACGUCAAAGCAUAAACAUGACAUGAAUGACUGAUGAUCUCCGACCGAUUUCGCCCAUGGCGACCACUUCGACUCCUAGUCGGCACGACGCUGAUACGCCCGAAGAUGGCUUAUGUAUAGCCUAUCUUUACAGUGAACUCCCGCGCACAGUGAGGGCACGUGAGCAUGACAUGAAUAGAUAGGUACCUAAGCGCAAACAACUUCUGCAAAGCCCGUAUUCCCGAGAAAUGCGUUUUUGAAGUAUGUGACCUAACCCGUAUUAGGCUAGGUUUCCCUUCGUGGGAUGGAAGGUCUGGCAGUCGUUAGGUGAGCGGACGUGAUGGUUAAUUCGUCUUCACAUAUUUACCCAGAAUUACCACACCUUCAAAUGAUAUUACCGGACUCUUGCGACAUCGGAAUAUAACGUUAUUAAAAGUUAGAUAUUAAUCGUGGAGUCGAUAAAGCCGGAGAUUUCAUUUAGAUUUUUUUCUUUUAGGGGUAGUAUUUUUAUAUCAUUUAUAUAACAAAUAUUUCGAUCAUAUAAAUAAAGUUUGAUUAAUGACAUAAAAAUCUACCCCUAGAAAAGAAAAAGAUCAAAAUUGGACCUGGGAAAUAAGAAAUCCUUCAUUGUCUCUACUAUAUGCUGUUUACACCCAAUCUAGCUAAGUUAUCUAGUUGACUAGGUACUCUGAUGUACAAUUUGUACAAUUUAUUAUAGGGAUAAUGUUAGACAUGGUAGUUAAAUGCUUCCUUCAGUUCCUCAAGUCUUAUAAUAAAUUAAAAAUUAAAAUAAUUCAUCACAAAACGAGCUUUAGAAUUAUAUUUGACUAGGUCAAAUAUAAAUAAUAAAAUGCUUAUCCAGAAAUAGAAGUCUAUUUAAAAUAAUCAAAAAUCAUACUUUCGAAUUUCAAAAUGAGUACGACCGUUGACCAUUUUUAUUGCUGACAUCACACGACAGUAUUUCCAUACAAAUAUAGAAUAUUGACGUUUCGUAAAAAAAAUCUCAUUUGACUAGUUUUUCAAGUACCGCACAGCGUAGCGUAGCUUAUACAUAUUGUUGUAGACGGGGAAACCACCUGGGUUUUAAACCCGGUGUUUGGGUAAAAACCCGAUAAACACUGGCCUAAAUUAAGAAUAAUAAAUAAGAUAAUUACUAUUACUGCAUUUGAGACCUUACAUUAUGCUUUGAACAUACUUUAGCAUUAGGUAAUAUACUUAUCGUACACGUACAAUAUGAUGAGAAUUAAUAAAGCGAGUUAGAUAGUCCUUGAAUAUUAUAGAGUAGGUAAAGCAGUGGUUUAAGCGAGAAUUUAUUGUCAUAUCCUUCUUCGCAAUAUAAAAAUAUAAUUAUAGAUAUUUACAUACAUACGUACUGAGCAAUAUAAUGUACCCAUUUUAGGACUCUGUCGCACUAACAUAUUUGACAUUUAGUGAGACUUACAGUUCAAUUUGUCAAAAAAGUUAAUGUGACAUGGUACCAAAGUGUAUACAUAUUAAUGCUCGUGGCCGUACAUACGUAAGAUCACGUCUACUUGCCGUUGGGGUAGGCAGAGAUUAUAAUAUCCCACUUACUACGAUCCUGACACACCACUUUCGCUUUUUCCACUCUCAUCAAAGACUUCAUGGAUGCUCGCCGGUUUACAGUUCUCUUGGAUAUGUCACCGUAAAAUUGUAUACCGAUAAAUUAUAAUCUACCGAAAAAUAAUACGUUAAAUUGUAAGCAAUAUGAUACGAUUCAUAAUUAUUCGACAGUUCACAAUCUCGCGAGAUAGAUUAUAAUCUAACGUUAUUUACAAUUUUACGGUGACAAAUAUAUACUUUAGUUCCAUUUACGACCGUAGUGGCGCUGUCCGUAUGGGAAUCGGGGGGGCACGGCAGUGCCCCCGCCAAGUCGAGCGCGAAGCAUACAUUUAUACUCGGAAUUUGAUAUAUUAUUUAUGAUGACGCGAUGGAAAAAUCGUGCCACAGUAGAAUUAUUUCCUUCAAUGUGAUGUAAUGAGCUUCGUAUUGGUAAAUCUAUAGAAUCACAUUUUUUACCACUGUAUUAAAUCUACCUAUAAUGCAAUAAUUAUGUAAGAUGAUUCUAAGAAUUACCUAUUAAGUAUUAUCAAACAUUUGUUGGUAUGUUGCCUAAAAAGUAUUUUCCUUUUCUUAUUUUUUUCAUCUUAUCUGAUAAACAAAAAAGAUCUUAGAUACGAUGGACAAAAUUAAGAAAAGUAUUCUCAGGUAUUUGUUGGCAUGUUGCAUAUAAACUUUUUCUUUAUUUUGUUCUUACUGAUUUUAAAUAUAUUUUUAAUUUAGUUCGAAUACCAAUGAUCUUUAAGUUUUAGAACAAAUUGUUUUGAGUUGAAAUUGUUUAUUUAUUGUUAGUGUAUGAAGCAUCGCCUCCACUAGGCGACACUUGUCGGGCGAGAUGUGUCGCCAGACUUUUCAUCUAGGUAUAUGAUAAUAGAGUAUUUGACUGGGUCAACGAUAAAUUACAAUUAUAAUGCUAGUCUAGAAUUAGAAACCAGUCGAAAACGAUCACAGAACAAUCUCAUUUUUCUUUUUGACUUGUUUAUAAAUUAAGUAACUAUGAGUACGACGUUUGACCGCUUUUAUUGAUGACGUCACACGCCUAUAUUUUCAUAACAAUUCCAUAUUAUAAUUCUUUCGUUGAUGGCCCAUUUGACUAGGGUAAGUUGUCAAUAGCCUAUGUCGUCCGAUAUCGACAUGUAUAUGUCGUUCGAUAAAUGUCGUCCGUCAACUAUCGCCUAGUGGAAACGCGGCUUAGUCGACGCCAAAGGUGCAUUAGUUAUUAAGUUACCACUAUAGUUUGUAAGCUCGUGUGAAUGCAUUCGACCAUCAUAAAAUGAUGUCAAAAACAAAAUAUUUACAAAAAUGAUAUUAUAUCUUAUACUUAUUCAAAUUAGUAGCUAUUACUUCAAAUGGUUAUAAAUAUAAAUGUAUUUUUGAAUCAAUUAUAAUUAUGAGUAUCACAUCAAUUAUCUGUUUAAAAGUUGUUUCUGUCGAAAAUAAAUAGAGAAGUUACCAAGA